This is a messenger RNA of Trichogramma pretiosum, 1535 nucleotides long. RefSeq names its product histone H2B. Gene Ontology annotation, molecular function: DNA binding; protein heterodimerization activity; structural constituent of chromatin. Gene Ontology annotation, cellular component: nucleosome. The transcript has a single exon. NCBI's taxonomy places the organism in Eukaryota, Metazoa, Arthropoda, Insecta, Hymenoptera, Trichogrammatidae. The coding region runs from base 25 to 399 and encodes 124 amino acids. The record is from RefSeq and is a predicted model, not a curated record.
CCGAAUCCGUAUAGAUACUCCGCAAUGGCUCCGAAAACAAGCGGCAAAGCUGUGAAGAAGUCUGGCAAGGCUCAGAAGAAUAUCUCCAAGAGCGACAAGAAAGGCAAGAAGAAGAGGAGGAAGGAGAGCUACGCCAUCUACAUCUACAAGGUCCUGAAGCAGGUCCACCCCGACACCGGAGUAUCCUCCAAGGCCAUGAGCAUCAUGAACAGCUUUGUCAACGACAUCUUCGAGCGUAUCGCCGCCGAGGCCUCGCGCUUGGCUCACUACAACAAGAGAUCGACCAUCACCUCCCGGGAGAUCCAAACCGCCGUCAGGCUGCUGUUGCCUGGUGAGCUCGCCAAGCACGCCGUGUCCGAAGGCACCAAGGCCGUGACUAAAUACACCAGCUCGAAGUAAACACUCUAAUCAGGACUUGAACAUCGAAACAAUCAGCCUUUUUCAAGGCUACCAAAUAUUUAAAACGUAAAACGAACUUUAAUCGCAUAAAACUCGAUUAUCAAGCUUAAUAAUCUUUAUUUAACAAAAUUUCUAAACGAUAAUAAUUUUUACAAUACCGUAGCUGGAUUUUGUUUUGAUUAUUCAUGUGUACGGGUCAGCCUCAAAGAUCCGGCUGGCUUGACGAAUGAAAAGUUGUUUGAUUCACAAGAAUUCAAGAACUAAAAAUUAUAAUCAACAAAUUAUGAUUCGCGAGCUUUUAGUUGAGCUCAAUACUUAUAAAAUGAAAAUAUUGUUUUUCUUAAAUUGUUUUGCACGUAGUGAAGGUUACGACAUUAUCCGCGUUUGCGAGCGUAUGACAAUAUUUCCUGUGAGAGAAACAUCUGUCGAAUAGAGUCUGAGUCGUGUUUAUUAACUAUAAUAUCUUUUUGUCAACCUUGGCUGAUGGGUAUUAAUUAGAUUAUAGCGCUCGCGGGCUACAUUUUUCAAACGUAAAAUUUCCAUUGGGAAUUCAGCUCUCUCUUGAGAAAAUUAUUGUAUUGUUUUCGAGGACAGUUAUGAAUUUCAAAUAUGAUGUCCUUGACUAGAGCACGGCCAUAACAAAGGGGUCUUAUCUGCGAGACUUUUGAUUUUCAGGUUCACACAAACAAAAAUAGCUUAGAAGCGAGACUCGUUACAACUUAUUAAAUAAGGAACGCUCUUAUAUAUGCGUAUAUGUAUAAUUGACGUAUAUCGAAUCAGAGCCGUAUUGUUUAAAAUUUUAAAAAUUUGCCUAUAAAAAAUAGAGAAGGGAAAGGAAAACUUUUAAAUGAAAUAACGCAGCUGUAUAUAAAAACCAAGUAAAAUGUAUUCUAUGGGCAACAUGAUUUAUAUAUGUGUAUACAAUAAUAAUCGUUUAUCAUUAUUCUAAUACAUUAAAAUAUUAGCCACAAUGAUGGUCGCAUGCAUGUGAGUACACGUUAAAACCAUAUUCGUGUCGUUUAUUUUUCAGUUUAAUGUACUUACACUAUUCGAGUGAGUGUACGCGUGUGAGUGAUUUCUUUACAUUACUUUUAUUCCAACACACAAUACAUAACUAUAUGAAUGUUUACAUAAUA